Molecule: messenger RNA, 908 nt
Organism: Prorocentrum cordatum
Lineage: Eukaryota; Dinophyceae; Prorocentrales; Prorocentraceae
Source: the annotation of a GenBank genome assembly
GAGGAGCCAGACGGGGACGUUUUGUCCACCAUCUUGGUCGAAGCGGUUGGCGACUGCAUUCUGCCGCGCCUCACCGUCGACAAGAAGGCGGACCCCGUCCAGCAGGACAUCCCACUGGACGACCCGGACGGCGACGGCGUCCCCGGGAUGUGUCCGGUGUUCAAGUUCGUGCAUUCGACCGCCGCACCCCUGAUGGAGGACGGGCAGCCCGCCAAGGGCCGCGCCGGCGGCGCCACACUCGCCGGCGCCCCUGGGAGUGCGCAGGUUGCGGGCGUGUUCGCCAACACCGUGCGGAGGGUGAACUUGAGCAACAGGAACGCGUGCAGCGUCACGUGCAAGUUCCGUAUUGAGGGGCCGUUCCGCAUACGGCAGGUGGACCAGUCUGGGCAGCAUCCGGUGAAGCCCCGGAAGGACGGCACGAAGCGCGAGGCCGCCAAGUCAUCGGUCGAUCCCGACACGCUGUUCGUCGUCCCGAAGGCCGAGCAGGCGACGCUGCUUGUCGAGUUUCUUCCAGAGAUGGUCAAGCAGGCCGACGUCCUGAACCGCGAACAGGUUGCCCGCGGAGACCUGCUGAUCGAGUAUCCGCGGGACCAGACGGCGGCGUCGAUCAUGAGCGAGGCGAGCUGUUCGAGCCAGAGGCCGCGAUGACUUCUCUCUCAGUAUUUCCUCGUCGCCUUUGAACAGCAGCAGUAGCGACAUUCAAAGUGCUGAAUCGCACGCAGUUUCUCUGGCUGUACUGGUUGAUUUUUCGCCUGAUUUGGACUGAUAUCGUUGGGGGUGCAAUCAUGGCAGGGCUAACGAAGCGCGACGUUGAUUACAGAUGCUAUCCCCGAUGCUGGGUGCGGUCUUCCAGUAGCAAACAGAUGUUGAGGAUAUGGACUGUUAUCGCUCGGACGUGUGAAUUUCCU